Molecule: messenger RNA, 639 nt
Organism: Triticum aestivum (bread wheat)
Lineage: Eukaryota; Viridiplantae; Streptophyta; Magnoliopsida; Poales; Poaceae
Exons: 3
Coding region: 73-639 (188 amino acids)
Source: RefSeq, a predicted model, not a curated record
AUUUUAACCUAUGGUUUAUUUCCAUGCCACUCAAAUUUUAUUUAGCCCUGGCCUGCAAGCACCGUCGUCUUGAUGGAUGAUGAUGAUUUAAUAGUCAAGGGGCUUCCACAGCUCUCUGCCAUUUGUGUUACCAUUAGCAGAAGGUACAUGCUUGAAGAAGCUAUUAAGCGGAUCCAUGGUACAAUUCAUGCAUUCGAGCUCACUGAUGAUAAUGACGACACAGUAAUGGCAUCAGUGAAAAUUGAUCUCCAGCCCCACAGCCAAAGCAUGUUGCCAACCCAACAGCUGUUCUUUGGAGAAUCAACUUGGUUUGCCAACGAUGCUAUCGAAUCAACAUGUUCUGCUGCUUUGGCCUAUCUGGUAACCAUGGGCAUCAUCACAAUAGACAAUUCCAACUCGACAAGCCUCAAGAAAUGCCAAAGGGAGCUCAAAGCUGAGCAGUUCUGGUCAUCAGUGCUAUUUGUGCGGGCAGAAUCCUUUCAAAAACAGCUCGCCUCUUUGACCGCGACAAAGGAAGGGCCUCAUUCAGAAAGUGACGAUGAUAACACUCCAGCACCCAAAUGUGUAAACGAAUUAGAGGAUGGCCUGAACGACGCCACCAGCUCGCUUCCACCAACCGAAGAAGCAUCCGACAAGUAA